Messenger RNA from Cryptomeria japonica (Japanese cedar), 3258 nucleotides. Its product is annotated as protein NRT1/ PTR FAMILY 5.6. The record is from RefSeq and is a predicted model, not a curated record. Gene Ontology annotation, molecular function: tripeptide transmembrane transporter activity; dipeptide transmembrane transporter activity. Gene Ontology annotation, cellular component: membrane. The coding region runs from base 943 to 2799 and encodes 618 amino acids. Lineage: Eukaryota; Viridiplantae; Streptophyta; Pinopsida; Cupressales; Cupressaceae. Gene Ontology annotation, biological process: transmembrane transport; dipeptide transport. The transcript has 4 exons.
GGCCAUUUGCAAGGAAAAAAAUAGUUUACCCAUCAAUUCUUCUGUUCAAUGGAGUCACUCGUGCACUUAAUGCAACCUAAUGAGAUUGCUUCAGAUAGACCCAGUGAAAGCUACAUUUUAAGAAAAUCAAGCCCACAAAGCCUUUCACAGCCUACAAAAUAGGAGAACCACCACCACCCAUUUUAUGGUUUGAACAUGGGUGAUUCUUCCCAUGAUUUUUUUUCAAAUAAACUAGACAGAUUUACUUGUUUUUUUUGUUUUUUUUUAGUUUGUAGUAUUUUGGGGGACAUACUAGAAUUAAAGAAAACAGAAAACAUCUGAUCUUCAGCGAUAUAGUGCUGAAUUUUAGCACUGAUCAUUGGAUACAAGAUCAUACAGAUUACUGUAGUUUCAAACCAUAGGAGCUGUUGAUCAAACAUUUGAAUUUAAUCUAUAAUACACCUAAUCUUAAAUAAUCAGUACUUGUAGGAAUUCAAGCCUCAAGUCUUCACAGACCAGAAAGGAGGCUCUCCAUAGUCCAUUACAUCCCUUCAUCUAUGAAUUCUCAAACUGCCCUCUUACAGUUGUCUUCCUUUCAUUUCCAAUCACUUGACUCCUUUGAAUAUUAAAUAGGAUUGUCAGUUACUGAAUAGAUACCUGACAUCAAAUCAAGGUCCCUCUGAAUCAGUGACAAAUACUCCAUAUCCUCUGCAAUAUUCGAGAUCUCUGCUUCAAUAUACAAUUAUUGGAACAGCUGUUCCUUAGUCUUGUUGGUUUUUGAGAAGUAUCCAGUAUAAAUUGCUAUUCUGGCCCAUGAAACUGAUUAGUUUGUGUCUGUUGUAGUGAUUUUUGUCUUGUAGAAUAUGUGAAAAUCUUGCAAGACUUCCAAGCUUUCAAGUUCUAGUUCUGAGCUUGGAAAUAGUAUUUCUCUGAUACUCCUUGAUUGAAUUUGCACUUGCAGUCAUGGGUUUCUUGUAUUGGAAUGAAUGGGUAGAGUUUUGGAAGACAUCGUUACAGACAAAGGAGAGUGGUGGUCAGCUGGAUUGGGUCAAGGAUGGAUCUGUUGAUCUCAAGGGGAGGCCUGUUCUUAAAACAAAAAGUGGUGGAUGGAAGGCUUCUCUUUUCAUCAUUGGAGUUGAAGUCAGUGAGAGACUUACAUACUAUGGAAUUGCCUCCAAUUUGAUCAUCUACCUUACAACUACUAUGCAUGAAGGGAUUGAAGUUUCUGCCAAAAAUGUAAACUAUUGGGUGGGGGUCACAACUGUUAUGCCUCUUGUAGGAGGCUUUGUAGCAGAUGCAUACAGUGGCAGAUACUGGAUGGUGCUGGUCUCCUCAGUAAUUUAUCUUGCGGGAUUAAUUUUAUUGACACUCUCAGUAUCCCUCUCAGCUCUGAAGCCUGAGAAGUGUGUAGAAGUCUGUAAUAAGGCAACAACAGGGGAGAAAGCUGUUUUCUUCCUGGCUUUGUAUUUGAUAGCAGUUGGCACUGGUGGGCACAAGCCUUCUUUGCAAGCAUUUGGCGCAGACCAGUUCAAUGAGGAGGAUAAAAAAGAAAAGAUUAAGAAGGCAUCAUUCUUCAAUUGGUGGUAUUUUGGGCUCUGUAGUGGCACUCUACUAGCCGUUACAGUUGUUGUAUAUGUUCAGGACAACAUAAGCUGGGGAAUUGGGUUUGGGAUCCCUACAGUUGCCAUGACUAUAGCGAUUGGCCUGUUUUUGUAUGGGACACCAUUUUACAGAAACAAGCUUCCUGGAGGUAGCCCUAUAACUUCGAUUUUGCAGGUGGUUGUUGCUGCCGUAAGGAACAGAAAGAAAACCCUUCCUUCAGACAUGGACUUGCUUUAUGAGAAUUGGAAUGCAAAGUCAGUGAAAUCAGGGCAGAGGCUACUAUCACACACAGAUAGUAUUCAGUGUUUGGACAAAGCUGCCAUAGUGGUGGAAGCCUAUGAACCUAACAACCAUACAGAGGGAAACAAGCAGCCAAACCCAUGGAAGCUCUGCACAGUAACUCAAGUAGAGGAAACCAAGCUUAUUAUCAGGAUGGUUCCCAUCUGGUUAUGUUGCAUAAUCUUUGGAAUCAUAGUAGCACAGACCACAACAUUCUUCAUAAAACAGGGCAGCACCAUGGACAGGAGCAUGGGACCCCACUUUCAGAUCCCAUCAGCUUCCCUUAUAGCCUUUUCCACCAUACCCAUACUUAUUUUCAUCAGUAUAUAUGACACUUGGCUUGUCCCCAUAACUAAAAGAAUCACAGGCAAUGAAAGAGGGAUAAGUGUUCUACAAAGAAUUGGCAUUGGCAUGUUGUUUUCCAUUCUAUGCAUGGUAAGUGCAGCUUUGACAGAACACAAAAGGAUCCAAAGUGCAAAAGCCCAUAGCCUGCUUGACAGCCCUAAAACUACUCUUCCUCUCAGUAUAUUUUGGUUGGUUCCACAGUUUGUUUUGAUUGGAAUGGCAGAUGUUUUUACUCUAGUUGGGCUGCAGGAAUACUUUUAUGAUCAAGUGCCUGACAGUAUGCGAAGCUUGGGAAUUGCUUUCUAUCUAUCUGUCAUAGGAGUUGCAAGUUUCCUCAGUAGUCUUUUGAUCACCAUUGUUGAUAAAAUCACUACCAGAGGAGGUCGUGAUCAUGGUUGGUUUCAAAACAAUCUCAAUAGAUGUAAGUUGGAGUAUUUCUACUGGCUUUUGGCUGUGCUUGGUGCUAUCAAUCUGUGUUGUUAUGUGUAUAUUGCAAACAUAUACACAUACAAGGAGGUCAAGCAGGUCACAUACAAGGAGGUCAAGCAGAUCAAGCUUCACACAACAAAGUCUACAGGUUCUUGUUCUCCAUAAUUCAUCACCAUGACCACCUCAGAGGAAAUAUAUGUAGUUUUCUUAUCUGGAAAAUUUCUAUUAAUAUAUGGAUGUAUAUGUAUUGGUGAUGUUAAAAUGUUUUUGUUUUUUGCCCUUUUAGACAAUAACUGAUGUAAGCAGACAAGUGACAUAAUUUUGUUAGCCAAAGACAAAAGGGACUGUCUUUUUCUAACCACCAGGCUUCCAACUGAUACAUGAUAGUGAGAGAGAUCUCAUCAAAGCCUCUAAUGAUGAUAAGAUAUUUUGGUGGGCUUGUAACACUUUUUAUUGAAAACAGAGGUAGAGGUGGAUUUUUUUAGUCAUAGUUUAUGGAGACAAACUGAAAAUAUUUUUAAUUGUGGAUUUUUUAAGUCAUAGUUUAUGGAGACAAACUGAAAAUAUUUUUAAUUGUACGGUGAAAAUUUUGUAUUUAUGUAUAUUCUUUUAUUGUUUUGGGUU